AGUUCUUUGCCAUCAGCUUCGGAGGGUAAGUGAUGGGAAAUUCGUUGGGAAAUCAUCGCGCUCCAUUAGGCGCUUCGCUUUUUACUUUACGAUUCUGUGGUCUUUGGAGCUCUUCCGAUGACUCUCACCCCAUCAAAAAAUUCAUCUACCCAAUCUACAGCAUGGUAAUGACAUCUCUCAUUUGGAUCUUCAUCGCUACGAUAUUGGGAGAUUUAUUCUCGAAUUUUGAAGAUUUGCUGGUAAUCACAGAUGACGGCUGCUUUCUGGCCGGGAUAUCUGUCAUUGUCUUCAAGCACAUCAUAUUCUGUCUUCGUCGUCGGGAAAUUAUUAAACUGAUUCAUGAAAUCUAUCGUCCGGUUGAUUAUCUCGCUAAGUCGUCAGAUGAAGGAGCGCUGAUACUCGUAAAAGUGUCAACAUUUUACGAUGAGCUUCAUUGCUAUAGCUUUAUCGGUAUAGGAUGUUGUCUAGUAUUAGCUCUGGUAACAAUAGUCCCAACGGACAACGGCAGUCUACCAAUAAGAGCGAAGUAUCCAUUCGAUUCAACGAUUGAGCCACUGCACAGUAUUGCAUUUGUCAUUCAAGCAAGUGCAGUUGCAACUGGUGUAGCUGGAAUCCUGGGUAUGGAUGGAGUUGUCACAAGCAUUUGUCGAUACAUCACACUACAAUUAGAAAUCUUGGGUUCAAAUUAUCGGCAUUGUCAAACCAAAUGGCCUCGUGGAGAAAUCCACCUGUCGAUUGGAAAACCAAAGAGUCGUGAGACUGAAAUUAAUUGUUUUAUUCCUUUCAGUCCGAGGGAGGCUCACGAAGCGAAUGAUUCCUUUGUGAGACGUUUCAAGAUAUGUAUACGACACCAUCAGAGACUCAUAAAAAUUGUGAAUAAUGUCAAUGUUGUAUUUGGAUCCAGUAUGUUUUGUCAAUUAUUCGCAAGCUCUGCAAUGAUAUGUUUCACUGGAUUUCAAGCAGCUUUGGGCGCCAGGGAAAGCGCCAAUUUGAUUAAAUUUGCAAUGUACUGUGGAACAGCCUUCUCUCAACUGCUCUCGUGGUGUUUAAUAGGAAAUAUGUUACUGCAUGAGAGUCUCACUUUGACUAACAGCCAAUGGCAAUCUGGUUGGGAAAACGAACAAUAUUUCGACUUUGCGUAUUUGAUCAUUUUUGCCAUGGUACGUGGUAAUAAGUCUCUGGAACUUAGAGCUAUCAACUUUUAUUCAGUGUCGAUGGAUACAUUUAUAGUGAUCUUGCGAGCCUCGUAUUCAUUCUUCACUCUUUUGGUGACCGUCGUGUGAAAUUUAACGUAACUAUAUGCAUGAGGAAAC
Molecule: messenger RNA, 1313 nt
Organism: Fopius arisanus
Lineage: Eukaryota; Metazoa; Arthropoda; Insecta; Hymenoptera; Braconidae
Exons: 6
Coding region: 33-1283 (416 amino acids)
Biological process (GO): detection of chemical stimulus involved in sensory perception of smell; sensory perception of smell
Cellular component (GO): plasma membrane
Molecular function (GO): olfactory receptor activity; odorant binding
Source: RefSeq, a predicted model, not a curated record